This is a messenger RNA of Ananas comosus (pineapple), 1599 nucleotides long. RefSeq names its product transcription factor MYB1R1-like. Lineage: Eukaryota; Viridiplantae; Streptophyta; Magnoliopsida; Poales; Bromeliaceae. Gene Ontology annotation, biological process: response to ethylene; response to gibberellin; response to auxin. Gene Ontology annotation, molecular function: DNA binding. The coding region runs from base 196 to 1311 and encodes 371 amino acids. The record is from RefSeq and is a predicted model, not a curated record. The transcript has 3 exons.
CCCAAAGCCACGAAAAAACAUAACAACACAGCGCGCACACACAACACCACCACCUCCUCCUCCGUUUCUCCGAGAUCGAGCGCCUCCCCCACGGCCCAACCCCGCCCCUCUCUCUCUCCCUCUCUCUCUCUCUCUCCCCGCGGGGUCACGCGCGAGGCGCGUGAGGCCGAUCGGGGAGCGGCGGCGGCGGCGGCGAUGACGCGGCGGUGCUCGCACUGCAGCAACAACGGGCACAACUCGCGCACGUGCCCGGCGCGGGGGGCGGCGGGGGGAGGCGGGGGCGGGGUGAUGCGGCUCUUCGGGGUGCGCAUCAUGGAAGGGGUGGCGCCCAUGAAGAAGAGCGCGAGCAUGGGGUGCCUCUCCUCCGCCUCGGCCGCGGGCGGCGGCGGAGGUGGCGGCGCCGCCGCAGGAGGCGGCUCCUCGUCACCCGCCGCGGCGGCCUCCGCCGCCGCCGACGCCCUGCGCGACGCCGGGUACGAAUCCGACGACCCCGUCCACGCCUCGAGCUCCUCCAAUUGCCGCGGCGAGCGCAAGAGAGGCAUCCCCUGGACAGAGGAUGAGCAUCGGAUGUUCUUGUUGGGCCUGCAGAAGCUGGGAAAAGGUGAUUGGCGUGGAAUAGCUCGCAAUUUCGUCGUGUCAAGGACUCCUACGCAGGUGGCCAGCCAUGCCCAGAAGUACUUCAUUCGGCAAACCAACUCAUCAAGAAGGAAGAGGCGGUCGAGCUUGUUCGACAUGAUCCCUGAGAUGCCCAUGGAACAGUCAAUGGACCAGUACUCAGUUCCCGAAGAACAGUUCAUGCUUCAUUCGCCUCCUAACGAACCUGCAAAAGUAAAUCCUUUUCCUCCUUUACCUCUCAACAAACACCAAGAAUCCGAGCUUGGUGCAACCAAACUAACUCUCCCUGCUAUAGAGCUCAAAGAAACCACCCCAUACAACAGUAACAAUACUCCCCCAAUACCAAUAGCACCAACACUUUACCCUGCAUUUCUUCCCGUCCCUUUAACAUUUUGGCCUCCUACUCUCCCUCCUCCGCCCCCGGCGCCUCCUGCUUGUCAAGACGAAGAGAUGAUGGAAGCUACUCACGAAGUCGUAAAGCCGAUUCCCCUAACCCCGAAGGAGCAGCUGACCAACGUGGAUGAGGUGCCAAGCAUCUCCAGCCUCAGCCUUCGUGAGAUAGAGCCGUCCGCUCUUUCGCUUAAGCUUCUUGGGUCUGACACUCCGAGGCAGUCGGCUUUUCAUGCGAACCGUGUUAUGGCCUCGGCGAGAACGGAUCUGAACAAUGGCAGUGGCAAUGUGAUCCAUGCAGUUUGAAGCAGAAGGGGGUCUAAGGUUGGCUAGUCUCAUAGAAAUAUAAUAUAUAUAUAUAUAUAUAUUAUAUAUAUACAUAUAACUAUUUUCUCUCUGAUGUUCUUUACUGUCUGAAAUUUUAACAUACAUUCUAGAACCUGUCAAUCCUUGUAAUAAGCUUUAAGUGUUGUUUAGUGUUCUAGUUUCCUGUUCUUUGUUAAUAGGUGGACAAAAGUUGUUCCUGUCAAACUAAUAAUGUUUUAAUUAAGCUUUAGUAAUAGAUGUGGUAAAGUUGUUUCGUUUUGUGUGUAA